AUGUUUUCUGUCGGUGUCAUUAAUUCUUUUGCUCAGAUAAUCUCAACUUCUCAUCUGACUUCAGCUGGUGCAUGCGAGUAUGGUUCAUUUGGAGCAACACCGAAUGAUGGGGAUGCCUUAGCAUCAUCAAGUCUUUACAGGAAUGGUGUGGGUUGUGGAGCAUGCUAUCAGGUGACAUGUACUGAUGCCAAGUACUGCUCCAACGAUGGUGUCAUGAUCAUAAUCACAGACGCAGGAGUAAGCGGCAAUACCAAGUUCAUUCUCAGUCAGCAUGCCUUUGCAAGGAUGGGCCAGAAUGCUGAUUUAGGUGCAUCCCUUCUAUCUCUUGGUGCGGUCGGCAUUGAGUACCGGAGGUGUGUGUGCUGUUACUGA
This is a messenger RNA of Musa acuminata AAA Group (dessert banana), 372 nucleotides long. RefSeq names its product expansin-like B1. The record is from RefSeq and is a predicted model, not a curated record. The coding region runs from base 1 to 372 and encodes 123 amino acids. The transcript is spliced from 2 exons. NCBI's taxonomy places the organism in Eukaryota, Viridiplantae, Streptophyta, Magnoliopsida, Zingiberales, Musaceae.